AACAAAUAUCGCUUUGACAAACGCGUUUAUAAAGAUCGCGUCCUUUAUGACGUAAUCUGCCUACCAUCAUCACAUCGAAUAAGAAUUGAGCAAAGAAAUAGAAUAAAUUAACAAUAAUAAAUCCCUAAUAUAUUUAAAUUUCUUGAUUAUUUUUCGUACACUUAUUGUUAUUUUAUCUAUUAAAAAUUAUUUAGACCUGAUACAAAUCAUGAAUUAGCCCAUAGUCAAAUACAGCGUACUUUGUGAAUGACAUUUAGUUUUGAUAAUUCUACUUUGUUCCGUAUUGUGAGGCAAUAAGAUUCAUUUUUAUAUACUUUGUAAAUUUAACCUCUGAUAUAAAUAAAACAGGCCGAUUCUGAGAUGGAGAGAUCAGCACUCAUGCCACUGCAGAUAUGCAUUCAGUGCUACAACAGUGCGAUCCGUGCUUUACCGUUCAUAAAGCUGUACAGAGACUCGACCAAAAAGAUUGCCUCAAUCUUGAACAGUCUGAAAACAAUUCAGAUCCCAAACAGACAGAAGAGUGUAUAUAUUUUGAUAGAUAAUGGGAAAAUAGAUCGUUUCGUGGACACAAGAGCGAAAACAGACGCUAGAAAUGAAGAGAGAUUGAAUAACUUCAAAGAAAGGUUGAACCGGAGGUGUAGAGAAAAAAAUGUUAAUACCAAACAGGUAAACACGAAAUUCACCUGUCCGGAAUGUGAGAAACCAUAUAAGAAUCUUUACAAAUUGAACGCACACAUGAAAACGAUAAAAAAGAAAAUGUGUCAUGUAUGUAAACAGAUUCUGAGUACUGAGCUCUUUUUGAAGCACUUGAAAGGUCAUUCUGUUAAGAUUUAUAAGUGCAAAUUCUGUAUGGACACAUUCGAGGGUCCUAUAAGGUUUUCCAAGCAUAGGAAGAAAUGCCACAAAGUGCUGUCACAUUUCUGCGUCGAAUGCAAACAAGGUUUCGAAUCGGCGACCAAUCUAAUUUGUCAUAUGCCAGUACACAAACCGAAAGUGUGCAGUGGCUGCUCGAAAAAGUUUGUAAGCCGUUCUUGUUUUCGGAAUCACUCGGAACGUUGCAACCCAAAAACCAAUUUUGCAUCCCAGAAAUACGUCUGCGAUUAUUGUUCUAAAGAGUAUGGGUUUAAAAACGCUUUGAAAGUGCAUAUAAUGCAUAAUCAUCUAUACGGUUUCCAAUUUCAAUGCGAGGAAUGCGGUAAAACAUUCUCGAAUCGUUCCGUCUUGUCGGAACAUGGCAAUACACAUAAUAAAGUUUUGGAUAGAUACAUUUGUAAUGUUUGCGGCGCCAAAUACAGCACUAGAAGAGGUUACGAGAGGCACAGUAAGAAGCAUACAAAACCAAAUGCAACGAUUAUCCUAAACGAUGGAAAAGGCAAAAUUUUACAAGAAACAAGUGUUAAUUCGAAUAUCAAAUAUGAAUGCGGUAUGUGCAAAAUGAAAUUUUGCUAUCACAAAAGUUUUAAGACCCAUCUUAAAGUUAAACAUCAAGUAAUAUAUAAUAGUUGAGACUAGACACAGAGAUAUGUACAGUUUUAAACUCGUCCUUGAUUCUGUAAUAAAGUUCUUUUGUAGAAAUGGUUAGAA
Galleria mellonella (greater wax moth) is the source of this 1584-nucleotide messenger RNA. Its product is annotated as zinc finger protein 699-like. Lineage: Eukaryota; Metazoa; Arthropoda; Insecta; Lepidoptera; Pyralidae. The record is from RefSeq and is a predicted model, not a curated record. The transcript has 2 exons. Bases 361 to 1506 code for a protein of 381 amino acids.